AUGCGCAUAAUGCGGAAUGAGAUGCAGACAAUCAGCAGGAAGCUGGACGGCUUGGACCACAAAGUAGAUGGUUUGGAUCGGAAGGUAACGGUCUCGAACCGGAACGCAGUGGUGCGAGCUCGGAAUGGCACGGUUGUCCGCGGAGACAUGGACCUGGUGCCCCUGCACAGCGUUCUCACGGGCGAAGUGAUCGAUGAUUUUCCCGACAACGUGGAUCAACUGGAGCGACUGCAUGCGCGAGACGUAGAUCAGUUGCUGCGCCACCUAGGGGAACCUGUGACAGGCUCGGCAGCGGAGAAGAAGAGGAAUCUGAAGUUUGCGACAGGGCUAGUGACACGGGAGCUGUGA
Hirsutella rhossiliensis is the source of this 348-nucleotide messenger RNA. RefSeq lists its product as uncharacterized. The coding region runs from base 1 to 348 and encodes 115 amino acids. The transcript is spliced from 3 exons. The record is from RefSeq and is a predicted model, not a curated record. NCBI's taxonomy places the organism in Eukaryota, Fungi, Ascomycota, Sordariomycetes, Hypocreales, Ophiocordycipitaceae.